AUGGCGGCCCGGCUUAUUAUCUUGUCUAACUUCUUUCAUUUUUGGGAUAUUGCAGGGAACAUCAUUUCGCUAAUUCUCUUUCUCUCCCCAGUGCCAACAUUUGCGAGGAUUAUCAAGGCAAAAUCAGUUCAAGCCUUCAGGCCAGAUCCAUAUGUCGCCACGAUUCUCAAUUGUGCGCUGUGGAUGUUCUACGGUCUCCCGAUCAUCCAUCCGGAUAGCCUUUUGCUCAUCACGAUCAAUGGUGCUGGACUAAUCAUCGAAACCAUCUUCAUCACUAUCUUUUUCACCUAUUCUACUUGGGGUGGUCGAAAAAAGAUCAUCAUUGUCCUCCUUAUCGAGGCCAUUUUCGUAGCUGCAGUUGUUGUUAUUACAUUAAUGUUCUUCCACACCCACGCUUCAAGAUCUAUGAUUGUUGGAUUAAUUUGCAUCGUCUUCAACAUACUUAUGUAUGCAUCUCCAUUGACCGUCAUGAAAAUGGUGAUCAAGACAAAGAGUGUCAAGUACAUGCCGUUUACCUUGUCGCUAGCCAGUUUUGCCAACGGAAUUGUCUGGUGUGUAUAUGCUCUACUCCAAUUCGAUCCUUACAUCUUGGUUCCAAAUGCUCUGGGAACAUUAUCAGCAGUAAUUCAACUCGUAUUGUAUGCAACCUAUUACAGUACCACAAAUUGGGAUGAUGACGAACAAGGUGAGGUUCAAAUGUCAUCAAGCUCAAAAGCCUAAGCAUCAAGGACGUAUAUUUUCAAUAAAAAUAACAAUUGGUGUUUAUGGAUUUAAGUGGAUGUAAGCAAACAAAUUCUUCUGAGCAAGCUUGGGUAGCUUUCCGGUUUCUGUUACUUACGACAUAAAAUGUGGGGUGACACUGAGAGCUGUUGUCGCCAAGCAGUUAUUCACGUAUCCCUACAUAUAGUGUUCAGGGGUUUCGUCGAAGCUGUUGAGAUGCCAUGUUACGAAAGGAUCAAAAGAAAUGGAUUCAUUUGGAAUAAGAGAUUGCAUUGCUUCUGUAUUUGUUUUCCUUUUUUUUCCUUUUUUU
Erigeron canadensis is the source of this 1030-nucleotide messenger RNA. Its product is annotated as bidirectional sugar transporter SWEET5. Gene Ontology annotation, molecular function: sugar transmembrane transporter activity. Lineage: Eukaryota; Viridiplantae; Streptophyta; Magnoliopsida; Asterales; Asteraceae. Gene Ontology annotation, biological process: carbohydrate transport. Gene Ontology annotation, cellular component: membrane. The record is from RefSeq and is a predicted model, not a curated record. Bases 1 to 720 code for a protein of 239 amino acids. The transcript has 6 exons.